AUGUCAUCGGCGUGGACGAAGGGGGAUCGGAGAGCCAAGAAGCAGCUCGAGCAAUCGCUCAGUUCCGAUCAGGAUGACCACGUCACGCGGUUUGCGCUCGUGCGUUUGCUCGCGAGCAAGGCCGACCCUGCUGCCGCUGAGGAACUCAUACGUGGACCUGGGGUCGAAGACAGGCUGCUGGCGGACCCGAACACUCGUGUGGCCAUGCUUUCGUCGCUGGGAGGGGCCUAUUUAAUUUUGUGGCGGGCUCGGGGGGAAACAACAUCCGGGUCAACCGGCAGCAGGGCCGGGGGCGGUCAGGGAAAGGAUACCAGAGACGUGGUCGAGAUCAGAUUGGACGUGUCAUCGGAGAGGACCGAUUUACUUCAUCGGGCGCAGCAUUUCCUGGAAGAGGCUCUGAUGGCUCCCGAGAACUUGAACGACCCCGCCAUACGAGCUCAAGUCGCUUUCUGCAAAGAAGCACGUGGGGACUGCAAGGAAGCCCUGGCCCUGUACGCCAGCAUUAUCUCCGACUCGGCGCUGUCGCCGGGGGCCUCUGCCGUAAUCUUCCGCACUUCCGUGCUGCUGGCCUAUGUCGGACGGUUCGACGAGUGUGUCAGGUAUUUGGAGUUUAUCGAGGGACAACCGCCGAAGGGGUGUAGUAUGCUUCUGGUACAAGCGUUACUGUAUGCGUGCUUCGUGUCCUUAGGCCUCGAGAUGAAGGCCUCCCGGCGCCUGAUCACCCUCCGGGAGGCGUACAACGACGAGUACACCGCCGGUCGGAUGGGGGGAGGGUUUAGCCGGGACGAGAUUCCAUGGGAUCGACUGCCCGGGUGGUUUUACAUGUGGAGGGAAUUAGGUGUCAAGAGCCUUCGCGCCGGUGACUACUACGCGGGCAUACAGAUGUUUUCACAAGCGACGCUGCAGCGAGAGGAUCCCGAGACCAUGGUCUGCACCGCAGAGAUGCUUUGGGUUUUAGGCGAACCAAAGCACGCCUUGGCGCUGUGUGAGAGGGCGUACGCAGCCGAUCCACUGCACAUUGGAGCACAGUGGCGACUGACCGGUUGGGCGCCCAAUAAGUGGAAGGACAGAAUUGUCAAGGAGGAGGAACGGCGCGAAGCUAUUACCGAGAUGCGGCGGCUGGCUGACCUGUCGGACAGAAAGGCAGGCGCCAUGCUCGCUCGACGACGGCGCAGGGAGAAGGCUCGGUUCCUGCGCGCCUGGCGACGCCUUCACGAGAAGCGCAAGCAUCGCAGGCGUACAAGCGCAGAGGACGAGGAGGCAAGGGGGGGAAGGAGGAGGCGGGACGACACCACGACCUCCAGGAGCAGCGGAAGCGAUGAGUUCUCGCAGAGUGACUCGUCGUCCUCACGCUCCGGCUCGUCUUCUUCGUCAGGCUCGGCAAGAUCUUCCCGCUCCGGUGACGGUCCGUCGAGAAGCGAUCGUUCUUCGUCGUUCUCCUCCUCUCUGUCGGCGAAGGAACAAUUGGAGCGCUCCGCCGAUGAGAAAUCGUCGGCAUCCUCCGCGCCCGUCCCCGAACCUUUCCCCGUGCCUUCGGCGGCCGAGGCUGCGGAAGCCGGCCGAUCGAACUUCUCGGCCUGCUUCCGAGCUGAAACGGAGCGCGCGAUGCGACGAAAGCGAGAGGCCAAUGAACACCACCGGGAGAUGCCGAUGGACAUGGCGUCGGUGAAAGUCGCAGCGGAGGCGAUACACGAGGCCAUGCGCGGAGGUGGUUGGAAGACGGGCACGAACGGCGCCCGCAGCGGCUUUGCAACGCACGAGAUGCAUGCACUAGCGCGUUUCCAGUGGCACAGAAAAACCCACGAGGCGAAAAUCACCAAGGUUGUCUACGGUUCUUAG
Ectocarpus siliculosus is the source of this 1839-nucleotide messenger RNA. The record is from the annotation of a GenBank genome assembly. Lineage: Eukaryota; Phaeophyceae; Ectocarpales; Ectocarpaceae.